CAAAGGGACAAAAAGAGUUAGCAAGGCAAAGGAGAAAAAAAAAGAUGGCAGAAUUCAUAGAGUCAAAGUUGGAAAUAGUGAUGUUCCCAUGGCUUGCUUUUGGUCACUUAAUCCCAUACAUGAAUCUGUCAAAUGAACUUGCAAAAAGAGGUCACAAAAUCUCAUUCUUGUUGCCCAAAAAUGCAGAAAUUAGACUUCAAAAACUCAAUCUUUAUCCAAAUCUCAUCAAAUUGCAUAAACUGACAAUACCUCAUGUUGAUGGCCUUCCAUAUGGAGCAGAGACUACAGCUGAUGUUCAUAGAUCCUUGGAGAGUCUAUUAGCAACAGCNCUUGUCUACCCUCCACCCAUCCUUGAUCAACUAGAUGAGCUUGGUUCAGACUUUGGACCCUUUUCCCUUCUUGAAAAGAAACAGUUUCAACAACUUGUUUUAGGCUUUGAACUGACUGAGUUACCGUUUCUUUUAGUUGUUAAGCCACCUGAAGGGACAAAUUCAGUAGAAGAAGCCUUGCCAGAGGGAUUCAAACAAAGGGUUCAAGAAAAGGGACUGAUUCUUGAUUGUUGGGUGCCACAAUUGGAGAUUUUAAGACACAAAUCAGUUGGUUGUUUCGUCACUCACUGUGGUUAUGGGUCGAUGUGGGAGGCUUUGGUGCUGUGUGAUUGUCAAUUGGUACUUUUGCCAAGGCCUAUUGAUCACAUUUUUACUGCUAGGUUUAUGGAACAACACCUUAAGGUUGGUGUAGAAGUGGAGCAGGAUGAAAAUGAUUUGUUUACAAAGGAGAAUUUGUGCAAUGCUGUGAAAUGUGUGAUGGAUAAA
This is a messenger RNA of Solanum stenotomum, 815 nucleotides long. Its product is annotated as UDP-glycosyltransferase 79B7-like. The transcript is spliced from 3 exons. The record is from RefSeq and is a predicted model, not a curated record. The annotation marks the transcript as partial. Gene Ontology annotation, molecular function: UDP-glycosyltransferase activity. NCBI's taxonomy places the organism in Eukaryota, Viridiplantae, Streptophyta, Magnoliopsida, Solanales, Solanaceae.